Molecule: messenger RNA, 1724 nt
Organism: Tribolium castaneum (red flour beetle)
Lineage: Eukaryota; Metazoa; Arthropoda; Insecta; Coleoptera; Tenebrionidae
Gene: Sfxn2
Product: Sideroflexin 2
Exons: 6
Coding region: 316-1290 (324 amino acids)
Biological process (GO): serine import into mitochondrion; monoatomic ion transport
Cellular component (GO): mitochondrial inner membrane
Molecular function (GO): monoatomic ion transmembrane transporter activity
Source: RefSeq, a predicted model, not a curated record
GUCUUAAGCAGUCUUAAGCCAUUUAAAACUCAUUAAAAUAAUGCUAUCACGAACGAAAUUUUUUCUAACCUCAAAGUUGAACCUGAGCUGUGAACUUUGAGUGCACAAAAAUAAUCCAAAUAUCAAUAAUUAUAUAAUUACGGCCUGUUUUCGCGUCCGAAUCAUAUUCGAUCAGCCUUCGUGGCAUUAAAUUUGGCAACCUUCUGUUCCACAUUUGGCGGCCUUGCGGGUCGAUCGUCGUGUCAAAAACUUUCAUAUCAGCCCUAACGAAGCAAAUUUCAACGAAAUAAACCCUAAAACUGCGAAACUAAGGUUAUGCCGGAAAGGUUGAACAUUGAUGGCCCCCUGUGGGACCAGAGCACCUUCGUGGGACGCUUCAAGCAUUUCCUGUGGGUGACCGACCCAAGGACUUGUAUCGUCUCAGAGGAGGAGUUGGACAAGGCGAAGAUUCUCGUUGAACAGUACAGGAAGCACAAGGAGCCCCCAGGGACCACUGUAGAGCAGGUCAUUUAUGCGAAGAAACUGUACGAGAGUGCGUUCCAUCCAGACAGCGGCGAGAAACAGAAUGUGUUUGGAAGGAUGUCUUUUCAGGUCCCUGGGGGCAUGGCUAUCACGGGGGCGAUGCUUCAGUGGUAUCGUACACCAUUCGCGGUAGUCUUCUGGCAAUGGGUGAAUCAAUCGUUCAACGCUUUAGUAAACUACACGAAUCGCAACGCAAAAUCGCCAACAACCACCACACAACUGCUAGUCGCUUACGUUUCGGCCACAGGUUCAGCAAUGGCUACAGCCCUUGGCUGUAAAUAUUACUGGACCAAACGUGCCAGUCCUUUCGUUCAAAGAUAUGUGCCGUUUGCGGCCGUCGCAGCUGCCAAUUGCGUCAACAUCCCUCUGAUGCGACAAAACGAACUCUUGUACGGAAUCGACUGUUCCGACGAGAAUGGUAACAUCGUGGCACAGUCGAGAUUCGCUGCCGCCAAAGGAAUCACUCAGGUCAUUAUUUCGAGAAUCACCAUGUGUGCACCAGGAAUGCUCAUCUUGCCGGUUAUUAUGGAAAGGUUGGAGAAGUAUAGGUGGAUGCAGAGAAUAAGCGUCUUGCAUGGACCCUUGCAAGUUUUGGCAGUUGGAUGUUUCCUAUCAUUUAUGGUACCAACUGCCUGUGGUCUAUUUCCCCAAAGAUGCUCCAUCAAAGCUACAACAUUGGAAUGGUUAGAACCUGAAGAAUACGAAAAACUUAAAAAGAAAUGUGGAAACAACAUUCCUCCAUUACUCUACUUCAACAAAGGUCUCUAAAUAAGAUGGGAGAAAAAAUAAGACAAUAAUUAGUACAAGAAUAGUAAAUUCUUAGGUGUUAACACAGGUAUAGCUUUCAAGAAAAGUAUACGUACUUUAGAGUCAGGCCAAAAUCUCUAUUAAUUUUAAUUAUGUGAUGAGUUAUGCACACAGCAAUAUGGUUUUAUUGUUUUUUAGGUAAUAAUUUAAGCAAUAAUUUAUUGGUUUUUAUUGUUGAAAUUGUGUUGUUUAACAAAAAAAGAAAAAAACGUUUUAAAAUAAUUAUAAAGCAUUUUUAAUUUAUUUAUAGUGUAUAAUAUAGUAUAUGAAGUGUAUAAAAAAGGACAAUAACACAAAAACCUCGAAAUGGCAGUUACAAUAACAAUAUAUACAAUAAAAUUUUUAACAUUAACAAAUGCCUGCACACCGUGUAAAAAUAAACAUUUGAGAACGAA